GGGUUUACCAUAUAUGGUAAGGGCGUUUCACCAGACGCACGUUACGUAAUCGCUGCGUCACCUCCGCUUCUUCCUUUCACGUCCGCUCGCGUAACAUGGCGCCGAUCAAACAGAAGAGGCCGACAGUCGGCAAGAAGUCCAAGAAGGGAGCUGGAUGGAAGUUCACCUUGGACCUGACCCACCCUGUGGAGGACGGGAUCCUGGACUCUGCCAACUUUGAAACCUUCCUCAAAGAGAGGAUAAAGGUCAACGGGAAGACGGGGAACCUCGGUAACAUCGUCCAGGUCGGCCGCAUGAAGAACAAGAUCAACGUCUCGUCUGAGAAGCAGUUCUCCAAAAGGUAUCUGAAGUAUUUGACUAAGAAGUACCUGAAGAAGAACAACCUCCGUGACUGGCUGAGAGUGGUGGCGUCUGACAAGGAGACGUACGAGCUGCGUUACUUCCAGAUCAGUCAGGACGACGAGGAGUCGGAGACAGACGAGUAAACUGCUGCAGCAGAGCGCCGCAGCUGUCUGUGUGUCAGCAGCUGGAGCAGGACGGGAGAAUAAAUGUGGAGAAAGAACAUUAAA
Messenger RNA from Thunnus maccoyii (southern bluefin tuna), 569 nucleotides. It is a transcript of the gene rpl22l1, whose product is annotated as ribosomal protein L22-like 1. Gene Ontology annotation, cellular component: ribosome. Gene Ontology annotation, molecular function: RNA binding; structural constituent of ribosome. The transcript has 4 exons. The record is from RefSeq and is a predicted model, not a curated record. Gene Ontology annotation, biological process: cytoplasmic translation. Lineage: Eukaryota; Metazoa; Chordata; Actinopteri; Scombriformes; Scombridae. The coding region runs from base 96 to 485 and encodes 129 amino acids.